Messenger RNA from Drosophila santomea, 779 nucleotides. RefSeq lists its product as uncharacterized. NCBI's taxonomy places the organism in Eukaryota, Metazoa, Arthropoda, Insecta, Diptera, Drosophilidae. The transcript is spliced from 2 exons. The record is from RefSeq and is a predicted model, not a curated record. Gene Ontology annotation, biological process: sensory perception of smell. The coding region runs from base 38 to 571 and encodes 177 amino acids. Gene Ontology annotation, molecular function: odorant binding.
GAGCAAGAGAAGAGCCAAAGAGAAAGCAGUCGCCAAGAUGAAGCCAUCCACUUCAGCACCAGCCCCAGUCGCAGCCAUUCUGACGCUCGUGGUCGCUGCCCUGCUGCAGAUGCACUGCGUCCGUGGCCAGAACCAGGCCUUCGAUCUCACCAAGCUGCUGCCCAAGACCGGUGCGGAGCCCAUCUGGGCGGUGAUCGAUCGCAACUUGCCGCAGGUGCAGGAGCUGAUCACCACGGCCAGGAUGGAGUGCAUCCAGAAGCUGCAGCUGCCCAGGGAUCAGCGCCCGCUGGUGAAGGUGACCAAUCCCAGUGAGAAGGAGAAAUGCCUGGUGGAGUGCGUGCUCAAGAAGAUCAAGUUGAUGGACAGCGACAACAAGCUCAACGUUGGCCAGGUGGAGAAGCUGACCAGCCUGGUGACCCAGGACAACAAGAUGGCGAUCGCCGUCAGCUCCAGCAUGGCGCAGGCCUGCAGCCGCGGCAUCUCCUCCAAGAACAACUGUGAGGUGGCCCACCUCUUCAACCAGUGCAUCAGUCGCCAGCUGGAGCGCAACAACGUGAAGCUGGUGUGGUAGGGCCAUGGGCAUCACUAGCUACCACUAGAGAUCUUAACUAAAACGUGCCUCACUUAUUUUGGCCAUACUCUUGACUACCAUGGCUUCCCAGAUAAUUUAAACCGACAUUAUCUAUUAUCUAUUAGAUAUUAUAACUACAUAUAACAUAUUAUACAUUAGUUAUUGUAACCCAACUUUUUCUAGUACUAAAUCAAGUUAUAGUAGCUCA